Messenger RNA from Serinus canaria (Common canary), 7673 nucleotides. It is a transcript of the gene TP53INP2, whose product is annotated as tumor protein p53 inducible nuclear protein 2. The record is from RefSeq and is a predicted model, not a curated record. The coding region runs from base 374 to 880 and encodes 168 amino acids. Gene Ontology annotation, cellular component: autophagosome; nucleus. The transcript is spliced from 4 exons. Lineage: Eukaryota; Metazoa; Chordata; Aves; Passeriformes; Fringillidae. Gene Ontology annotation, biological process: positive regulation of DNA-templated transcription; autophagosome assembly.
UCACGAUCAGCUGUCGGAAGGUGCCGAUUUGUGCGGGGGAGCGGCGCGCGCUCGGCAGAACGGCGGGUUCCGCGCCGGCACCGGCACCGGGACAGGGACAGGUACUGGUACAGAUACAGCACCGCCACUACCUCAGCGCCUUCCGCCGCCGGGACACGCAGGGCCGGCCUUUGCACUGAAGCAAAGUGAAGCACCUCACAAUUGCACUGCACACUGCUCAGCUCUGAUUCCUCUGGCAGCCAAACAUCUCUGUCACUGACACCUCAAGGGCUCUUUCUCCCCUCCCUGCCCAUCUUCCUUGUGUCUGUGCCUGGAAGCUGGUGCCCAGCAGUAGCUCCAUCUCCCUGUCCAUCCUGCUGGACUGCUCCCCACCAUGUUUCAGCGUCUCACCAGCCUCUUCUUCAGUGACAGCAGCACGCCAGAGGGCUUGGAGGAGCCCAAACCCUUUGUCGAUGAAGAGGAGGAGGAGGAUGGCUGGCUCAUAAUUGAUCUUGCAGAGGAGCCCGGCCCCGACGGCGUGGGGAGCAGCCCCAUGGAGGACCUGCUCAUCGAGCACCCCAGCAUGUCGGUCUACGUCACCAGCACCCUCGAGGUGGAUGGGGAGGGCCCCGAGGACGAUGCUGCAGAGGACGUUCCGGAGCCGCGGCCGGAGCCGCCGGUGCCGCACCGCGGCCGGGCGCUGCCGGUGAAGGCGGCGGCGCUGGACAAGGCGGGGCAGGCGCAGCGGGCGCAGCGGGCCAAGCAGCUGGCGGAGCGGCACCGCCUGGCCCAGAAGGCGCUGCAGCGGCAGAACCGGGCCCGACAGCGCCCGUCCCGCCGCGCCAAGCAGCUCCCAGGGGCCUUCGUCCACCAGCCCUGCCAGCGCCACUGCAACUACUGACCUCGCUCCGCCGCCCAGGGGCUCCCCCCGACCGGCCCCGGCCCCGGGAGCGGCCUCCACGGACACCGGGGACACGGCGGCGGCUUCACUCCACACCCCCGCCCGCACGCCUGACCCGCACUCCUCAUCUCCCUCCUGUACCCUCACCGCGCCCCUCGCCCUCGAUGCCGUCUGGGCCACGACUCCUGGAGCCGCCGGCAUGGAGGGCCACGCUGCCCCUCCCCAGCUGCCUCGGCAGCGUCCACGCGGGAAAUCAGAAUUCCCGGUGCAAUCACCUGUUCCUGAAAUCACCUGUUCCCGGUGAGACCUGUUUGUCCUGAUAAGCCUGUGACAUCAGUGCCUUUCCUCACGUCAUGACUCCAUGUACAGCCUGGCUGGGAUGUCACAGAGACAUCGAGCGGGAGAGACGAGAGCAAUGAAGCCACAAGAUUUGGGAUUUGUAGGAAAAUCUCAUCAAUAACACUAAAUAAUGCUUCCGCCCUGCAAAACCAGCAAACACUCCUCUCCCUCCUUGAUUUGUUAGCUACAUUUUACCGUGAUAAGAUAACCCCCCACUGCCAGUCCUGAAGGGGCUUGUGGUUGAAAGCGCUGGUAGAAUCUCCACGGCUGGGUCAGCCAGGCAGCUCCUGGUGCCUCACGGUGUUGUUUUUUUUUAACAACCUUAAAAGGAAUCUCAGGAAUCAAAGCACCGUCCCAGCGCCACUCCGGAGCCCUUGGCUACCGUGCCAGGAGGGGUGGCCAGCCUGGGGUGGCAUCACUGUGGCUGGGGGUUCCCUCCGAGCCAGCCCUUUGGCCCUGGAGCCAGUCACCUGCCCCAGCCCCUGUAUCUGUGUGUGUAUUUCUCUCUGUUCCUGGACACUCAGAGGAGGCUCUGUAAAGCUGAGGGUCGCUGCCUGCCGCGUGUUAGUCCCCGGGAGGGGAGAGGAGGCAGGAUCUGCACAGCUUCCCUGAGGUGGCCGAAGCACGUCUGUGGUGGUGGUGAAGAGAUGCUGAAGGGAAGAGGCUGAAGUAAGGACAAAGAUGGAUCUGGGAGCCGCUGCAAUGAGUCAGGAUCGGGCAGGCCUGAGUGAGAGGAUUGCUGUAACAGGAGCUGUGACAGAGGCAUCCUCUUUCCCCACUGAAAUUGGCAUGCUUUCCCGUGAAGGGCCAAAUUCACUGCUAGGUGAUGCUAAUUUUUAAUGCAAAUCCCUCCUCUCUCCAUGAUGGACUCCUUCUGCCUUCGGAAGAACAUGGUCCAGGCUUUUCACUGGCUCCAGCACCAGCUGAGACAGCUUCAAAUCCAGCAGAAAUUUGCUGAUCUGCCCCGAGUUUGCUCCUUUUAGGAACCAGCUUUGUACCCUCUGCCCUGGGAAAGCGUCCUGCUCAUGACCACAGCCUGGAUUCCCACCCUCUGAGACAAGACAUACCCCCACAACACUCCAGAAAAUUCUGAUUUCACCAGAGGUUCUUCCUCUCACCAUGUUGCAUCCUUUAAUAUCAGCUGGGGACCUUGGCUGAAGGAAUUGUGAUGAGCCCAAACUGAGACAGCUGAUAGUUAUUAAUUCUUUUAAUGAGAUGAAAGCCAAAAUGAACCUUCUUAGUAGCAACAGCCCCUAACUCCGGGCCAAGCAUCCUGGACCGUAGUAGCCAGCUGCUGCUGCUCCCCUGCAGCAUUUCCCCUUCACUCCACUGCCUCAGCUUUCCCAAAAGCACAGAGCUGGGCAGCUCCAGGGUGGUGCAUCCCGAGAGGUGGAACUGCGUGCCCACGGCAUUGUCCCGCCCUCCUCGGGCCUCACCACAGCCCCUGUCCCUCGCCAAGCCUGACCUCCCCCAGGUCACCCUGCUGGUGAACAGACUGGCAUCUCCUGACUCCAGGGGAGCAUUUACAUCCUUUGGCUCCCUGGGCUUCACACUCAAUGCCGUUUUUUGCCCCUGCAGUAAUGCCUGGGAUGGACUGGGAGCAGGGCAGUGCAGGGCCAGUGGCACAGGUGCUGUGGCACAGGCAGGGCUGAGCCCAGCUGGGGUGGGUGCUGCCUUCCCAUCCCCGCUGACGCCGCUCCGGGGCCACUGUGCAGCAGUGAUGGAGGAAGCAUUUUCUCUCUGGCCCCAGCUCACAUCAAGAAGGGCAGAAGCCAAGCACUGUCCAGCCCCCAGCUUGGUCUCCACUACAAAUUCUCCUGCUGUCAGUCCCUCUGAGCACUCCAGAAAUCAGAGGCUGGCUGUGACCCCACUGCCCCCUCGGCACUCCCAGAGGAGCAGCCUGGGGGAGCAGUGGCCCCAAGGCAGAUCCUGCCAUGUCUUACCUGCCAGGCUCUCCUGUGCCUGCCCAACUGCUGGAGAUGGUACCCCAGGAGAAAUCCCUUGUGGAAUUCCUCCCGUGCACCCUUCUCAUCUGCUGUGAGCCAGCCCUUGGCCGUGUUCCUGGGGGACUUGUCUCAGCCUGGCACUGCCACAGCACCCAGCCCCCAGUGCCCAUUGCAAACAGGUGAUCUUCUUCCUCUGUCCUUGUUUUCAGAAGCAAAUUCAAACUCUUUCUGUGCCAGUCUGAGAUGUCUUUCAUCACUCUGUGCCCAGCCAGCACAGGAGAUGAAGCAGAACUAUUACCACACUUUAUAUCCAGAGUAUGUUUAUAAAAGAUUAAUAAAUUAUUAAUAAUGUUUUCAUGAAGAGGUUAAUCCAGACCCUGUGCCUCUGGUGGGUCAGCAGUGCACAAACCACAGCAAAUGAGCUCCUGCAAGUCCCCUCUGUUGUUUGCACUCUUGCCAUGUAUUAACACCUAACACUCACCUGCCAGUCCUUGCUAGGCGACUGUCACCCUCGGUGUGACCCUCCCCUCCCUGUGCUCUGGUCAGCCUGUCCUUUGCAGAAGACCUGCAAUGUUCUGCUCCUGCCCAGCAGCAAGCACAAGGCCUGGCCUGGUCCCAGGCCUCCUGCCCAGUGCUGCCAGAGCAAGAAAACCCCUUUUCACUGAGGUUUUUUGUCUCCUCAAAUCUUAAAACAAAUGAAAGGUGCUUAAGAACUGAGAACUUCCUGUGUGUGCACCCAUUUGCAUGUGUAGGUAUUUCAAAGCCCAGUGUGGGUGUUCUGUAACUUGUUUUGGGGUUGAUUUUUUUAGAGGUUUGUAGGUUUGGUUUUUUUGCACCCAGUAUUUGUGAUGCACUGUGUGGUGCUUCCAAUGGGAAGGUUCUGGUUUGCAGGGAGCCCUUGAGCUGGUCCCGCUGCAACAGGUGGGGUGAAUUUUGCUUUCUUUUCUGUAGGUUCCCCCUAACUUGUGUAGGGGAAAACUUCAGCAUGGACUCAGGGACAAACCAAUCUGCUGGGGUCUUCAAAAAUGUCUUUUUCCCAGGCUUCUCUGUUAGAAUGUGGGGUUUGGUUCUGGGAUGCUGCAGGCAUGUGGCAGCACAUGGUGGUAACAGGAGCUUCAGGGUGCUCUGGCACUCCAGUGUGAAAAAGAAAUUGUGGCCAUUCAUGGUGGGAUCAUUCCUGGGCUGCAGCCCCUCUUCAUUUGUUCAUGACCUGACAAUUCACCUUUACAGCUGAAUGUGGCUGGUCCCCUUUUAGACUGGCUUGUGAGCAACCAGGCACAGAUUUUCAGAAGUGAGCUCCUGGGGUUUGGGAAGUGCAGCAGGACUGUGUGUUAUGGCCUGACUCACCAUAUCACUGGGAUCAGGGGACAGCCAGGAUGGGGAAGCCUCUGAAAUGAUCACCUGGGGAAAUGAUGAUGCAGGCAACUGAAAGAAAUUUUUGUGUUUCUUGCAAUGAAAGCAUGAAAAAGGGAAGAAUUCCCAGUGGAGAGGCCUGGGCAAAUCCCUGUUCAGUAAAUGCCAGCUUUGCCGGGCCGUGUGUCAGUGCUGGGCUCAGACACCUGAGCUGGCUCCAGCCCCUGCUCAGGUGGGCAGCAGAACACUGGGCCAGGCUGGGACAGUGCUCUCAGCAGUGCUGGAGUUUGUGAGACCCCUUCUGGAGGGAAGAAUCUUCCCACCACUGAAGCCCCCGUGGUUCAGGGAUCUUCUCCAAGUAAGAUUUGCCUCUGCUUGCCUGGCUCUGCUCUGGCAGAUGAGGAGGAUGAACCCUCUGAUGGGACAGGAGAGACAGCCCUGCUGGGGAAGUGCCACCUCUUGGGCUGCACCAGGGCCACCAAUGCCCCCCAGGCUGUGCUUGCUGCACUGGCCAAGCUAUGGCCAUGGCACACUCAGGACCCCUCACCAGCAGCCACAACAAAGUUCUCACACCAAAUUCUGGCUCUUGCUUGGUACCACAAGGCUGGAGGGAUGCCAAGGGAGUGGGGGCAAAUCCUCCUCACUUGUUGCUCUGAAACUUGCACUCACAAAUGCUCUUUCUGAGAAACUCUGCUGCAAAAGCUUGAUCUGGAAGGGAAACAAUUCUUUCUGUGGGAUUCCACAUUUCCUUUUCAUUGUGCAGAACAUCAAUGCAUGGCUCAUCCCAAAGAUCACUGCUGUGGGAAUCUUCUCUCUUUAGGCUUGUUUCUAAUCAAUAAUUUUACAUUUACAUCACACUAGUACUUUUUCCUCUUCUAUUCAACCCUAAUGGGGAGCAAAAUACCCACGUAGCUGUCUUACUGCACCAGUAAGGGGAAAAAAAUAGAUAAAAAAUACUCCAGUGAGGUUCUGGGCUUGAGUCCCACAGCUUUGCAGUUGCCCCUCUGGAUCAGUAUCAAUUCCAUUGCUCUGCCAAAAGUGGAAAUUAAACUUUGUGUGAAUUUAUUGAAAAACAAGUGAGUCCCCAAAGAUCAAGCAUCUAAUAAUCAGGAGACAGUAAGAAGACAUAAGUAACCUCAAGUCAAGAGAAAUGGUUCUCAGCAUAUUUCAGAAUGCAGCACUGAGCCCCACUGCCCUGGGAAUGGCUGCUGGCAGUCCUCAAGUUUUCCCGGAGUCUCUGGGUUGGAACAGGAGGCCAUCCAUAUCCAGCUGGUGCCACAGGGACCCUGGAGCCAUCAGGGAUUGUCAGCUGCCACCACUCCCAGCCUCCAGUUUGCUGCUCCUCCUUUGUUUCAUGCACUCAGCAAUAGCUGCUUCUGGCAGGUGGGGAGCAUCAGCAGCCCAGCAUCUCCCCAGCUUCUCAGAGCUUCCCCCCAAGCCCUUCUCCACUGUGGACUGUGGUAACCUCAGCACAGCUGGCAGAGACCAGAUCCUGAGGAGGGACAUCCAUGGCUCUGGCAGCAGCCUUCUCCCAGGGGAUUGCCACAGGCAGACCUACCUGGGACAGGAAUGGGCCUUAAAAGGGGCUGAUCCCCUCAGGGCUUGUCUUCUUCAAGGUGGUCCUUCCCACCUCUCAGAUCUGCUCCAUACAAAGUCAGUAACCUCCUCUUGUCCUCAUGGGCUCCAUCUCCAUCCCAUUCCCAUCACUGGAGUGGCUGCCACAAGUUGCCUGAACGUGGCUGUAGGAGCUGGAUGCAGCAGUGGGAAGGGGUCUGCCUGCCUGAAGAGUCCCUUUUUGCUGAGAGGUGUCCUCAGCCCCCUGGAGCUGCCACCUUCUCCUCGCUCAUCUCCAGGAUCCCAGAGCCCUCCCAGCCGCGGGCUCUGGGCACCUGCACAUGCUUGGCCAGGAGGUCUCCCUGUUCCAUCAGACUUUCUUUUUGCUUCUUGAAAACGUUUGUCAUUGACCCAUCACCCUCUCCUUAGAGAAAUGAGGAUGACGAGGAUGAGCAGCUCCAUUCAAUAGCAAAGGUGGCUUUUAUGUGUGAUCAUUUUUUCAGUUCUGUGCAGAGUGGUGACAGCCAAGUGUGUCCCCUGUCACUCAUUCCCAGCUGACCCCUCCUGGGCUGGCGAGGGGGUUGCUCUUCCAACCCCAUAUUUUGUACAGGGAUGCUGCCCCAUGCUCCAGAGCACAAAAAGAGCUGCAAAGCUUUGACUUUGUUGCAACUAAACCUGAAAAUCCUUCUGCCUUCCACUUUGACCCUAUUUCAUUGCAUGGCGAGAGGGAAGAUUUUAUUCUCUGCAAAUGGAGAGGAAAACAGCACAGUAAAUUCUAAAUGUAGCUUAAAAAUGGGUUGCACAGGGGAGCCCAAAGCUCCUCUGCUCUUUCACAUUCACCUCAUGUACCCUUGCUGGGAAGCUGUGAGCAGCUGUGCCCAAGUCUGAGUUCUUGUCCUCAGCUUUGUGCUUCGGGAAGUCUGGGGAUGAGGGAGCAGCACAAGGUGUAGCAGUGACAUUUCCUCUUGUGUCAGAACUGUCCUUGCACAGAGCCACUGAGCACUGCAAUAUUCUAUCUGUUAUCCACCCCUGGUACCUGCUUGUGAAACUCUUGCCCACACAUUGCCCUCCCCCAUGCGGGGCUGACUGACUGUACAUGUGCCUUCACCCUUUGUCAUUGUUUGGCAUCUUUUUUUAGCACAAUUACAGAACUUGAAAAAAUCAUUGAGCUGCAGUUACAAGUCCUAUGCAAGAGGUGACCAGGGAGUCAGUUUUUGGUAUUUCUGUGUUUCUGUGUUGUUUUCAAAGUCACUGUGGGGUUUUCCAGAGAAUCCCAACAGAAUAAAUGCCCCCAAAAUUUUUUUUGUGGUUUUUUUUGGUUGUUGUUGUUGGGUUGUUUUUUUUUUUUUGUUUGUUUGUUUUUUUGUUUUUUUUUUUUUUUCUAAAAAGCAUUUAGCAUUUUGGAUAUACUAAAUCUUUUAGGCAGCUUUGAAAAGCUCUAAACCCCAGUUGCCCAUGGGGCUGUGUUUGGAGAGCGAGCAGGAGCAGGAGCAGCAGGACAGAUGCAGGAGCAGCAGGAUGGAUGCAGGAGCAGCAGGACAGUUGGCUGCUCCAUGGUUGGACAAGGUUGCCUUAAGCCUUCCCUGAAAUGCCCCAGAGAA